Messenger RNA from Hemibagrus wyckioides, 10139 nucleotides. It is a transcript of the gene usp24, whose product is annotated as ubiquitin specific peptidase 24. Gene Ontology annotation, biological process: protein deubiquitination. The transcript is spliced from 67 exons. NCBI's taxonomy places the organism in Eukaryota, Metazoa, Chordata, Actinopteri, Siluriformes, Bagridae. Gene Ontology annotation, cellular component: cytosol; nucleus. Bases 138 to 8015 code for a protein of 2625 amino acids. The record is from RefSeq and is a predicted model, not a curated record. Gene Ontology annotation, molecular function: cysteine-type endopeptidase activity; protein binding; cysteine-type deubiquitinase activity.
ACUCUCUCCACCCGUGACGAUGCGAGUCGGCCGUGACAGGGCAGCGCGGACUGUAAACAUGGCGGCGUGCACAGCCACAAGCCUGCGCCGCUGUUCGCCUCCUUAACUGAAGCCUGUAGAGUCGAGACAGCUGAGUCAUGGAGACCGAGGAAGAGCAGCACAUGACGACGCUCUUGUGCAUGGGCUUUCCGGAUCCCGUCGCCAUUCGGAAAGCCCUGCGUCUGGCCAAGAACGACAUCAACGAGGCCGUGGCUUUCCUGACCAACGAGAGCCCCGGACUCGGCUUUGGCUAUGAGCCGAUGGAGAGCGGCCCCAGCCCGGGCUCGGGGCCCAGCGGAGACCGCGACACCACCGGGAGGACCGGCAGCAGCGGCGGCGGCUUCGACCCUCCUCCCGCUUACCACGAUGUUGUAGAAAGCGAGAGGGCUAAUGAUGAGAAUGGGAACUGUUCAGGAGGCAAUAUGGAGUUUCCCACCACCAAUCUGUAUGAGCUGGAGAGCAGGGUGUUCACUGACCACUGGUCAAUUCCAUACAAGAGAGAGGAGUCCCUCGGGAAAUGUCUCAUCGCCUCCACCAGCCUCGCCAGAAUGGGCCUGGCUGAUGCGGAUGAGAACUGUAAGAGGUUCAUGGACAGAUGCAUGCCUGAGGCCUUCAAAAAGUUGUUGAUGUCGAGUGCGGUGCAUAAGUGGGGCACAGAGAUCCAUGAGGGCAUCUACAACAUGCUGAUGCUGCUAGUUGAUCUAGUGGCAGAGAGGGUCAAACAAGAUCCCAUCCCUACUGGCCUUAUGGGAGUACUCACUAUGGCUUUUAACCCCGAUAACGAGUACCACUUUAAGAACCGUAUGAAGGCGAGCCAGAGGAACUGGGACGAGGUGUUUGGGGAAGACAGCAUGUUUGCCGUCUCUCCCAGCUCCAGUUACCAGAAGGAGCCUCACGGAUGGCUAGUGGACCUCGUGAAUCGGUUUGGAGAGAUGGGGGGUUUCACUGCCAUUCAGAGCAAGUUGAAUCAAGAGGAGAUGGAGAUUGGGUGUGUGUCUGCGCUGGUGCAGCCGCUUGGUGUGUGUGCAGAGUACCUGAACUCCAGCCUGGUCCAGCCAAUGCUGGACCCGGUUAUCCACAAGAUGAUCACAUACGUGCAGAAUCUUGAAGAGAAAGACCUAAAGGACAAGAGGUUGGUGAGCAUCCCAGACCUCCUGUCCGCCAUUAAGCUGCUGUGCAUGAGGUUUCAGCGGGAGCUGGUCAACGUAGUGGAUGACCUGAGGUUGGACAUCCUCCUGCGGAUGCUGAAGACCCCUCACUUCAGUGCCAAGAUGAACUCCCUCAAAGAGGUCACCAAGCUGAUAGAGGAGAGCACGGUGUCUAAAACAGUGAAGAACGCCAUCGACACGGACCGGCUCCUCGACUGGCUGGUGGAGAACUCGGUCCUCUCGAUAGCACUGGAAGGCAACAUUGACCAGGCGCAGUAUUGUGACAGGAUAAAGGGAAUCAUUGAGCUGUUAGGGAGUAAACUCUCUCUGGAUGAGCUUUCAAAGAUCUGGAAAAUUCAAUCUGGCCAGUCGUCCACUGUCAUAGAGAACAUCCACACCAUCAUCGCUGCAGCAGCCGUCAAGUUCAACUGCGAGCAGCUCAACCACCUCUUUGUCCUCAUACAGAAAAGCUGGGAGGUUGAGACUGAUCGAGUCAGACAGAAGCUUUUGAGUCUGAUCGGGAAGAUCGGCAGAGAGGCACGGUCCGAGACAACAACAGGAAAGGUGUUGGAGGUGCUUUGGGAGUUAGCCCAUCUCCCUACCCUUCCCACCACUCUGGUCCAGCAGGCCCUGGAGGAACACCUGACCAUCCUGAGCGAUGCCUACGCUGUCAAAGAAACGGUUAAGAGAAGCUACAUCAUCAAGUGUAUUGAGGACAUCAAGAAGAUACAAAUACAAGAGGACUCAAAGUCUACCAGCGAGAUACAGGUGUCUUUUUUUACUGGCUCCUGGGGCAAGAAGAAACCAGCCUGGGCUAAAUCAUCCCAGCAGAGUAAUCCUCAGUCAGUAUGGGUGGUUCCAGCCCUACGGCAGCUCCAUGAGAUUACCCGCUCCUUCAUCAAGCAGACGUACCAGAAACAGGAUAAGAGUAUUAUCCAGGACCUGAAGAAGAAUUUUGAGAUAGUGAAGCUGAUCACAGGCUCUCUAGUGGCAUGCCAUCGUCUGGCCGUAACAGCCGCCGGCCCCAGCGGUCUCUCAGGGUCCACUCUGGUGGAUGGACGAUACUCUUAUCAAGAGUAUUUGGAAGGUCAUCUGAAGUUUUUGGCAUUCUUUCUACAAGAAGCCAGUCUGUACUUGAUGUGGAACAGAGCUAAAGAGAUCUGGGAGUGCUUGGUGUCUGGCAUGGACGUGUGUGAGCUGGACCGGGAGAUGUGUUUUGAAUGGUUCACUAAAGGACAACAUGAUCUCGAAAGUGAUGUUCAGCAACAACUCUUCAAAGAGAAAAUCCUUAAACUUGAGCCUUAUGAGAUUACUAUGAACGGGUUUAAUCUUUUUAAGACCUUCUUUGAGAACGUGAAUCUCUGUGAUCAUCGUCUCAAGCGGCAGGGAACUCAACUGUGUGUGGAGCGAUUAGACCUAAUCGGGAUGGACUUCAUCUGGAGAAUUGCCAUGGAGUCUCCUGACGAGGACAUCGCUAAUGAGGCCAUUCAGCUCAUCAUCACCUACAGUUACAUAAAUCUCAAUCCCAAAAUGAAGAAGGAUUCAGUGUCCUUACAUAAGAAGUUCAUAGCUGAUUGUUAUAAGAGGUUGGAGGCUGCCAGUUCUGCCCUGGGCGGCCCAACCUUAACCCAUGCUGUUACACGAGCAACCAAGAUGUUGACAGCUACUGCCAUGCCAACUGUCGCCACAUCAGUGCAAUCACCCUCCAGGUCUACUAAGCUGGUAAUCAUUGAGAGGCUGCUGUUACUGGCUGAGAGAUAUGUCAUAACUAUCGAGGAUCUGUACUCUGUUCCUCGAACUAUUCUACCUCACGGAGCUUCUUUCAACGGCCAUCCUGUAACGCUUCACAUUACCUACGAAUCUACCAAAGACACUUUCAGCCUAGAGGCUCACAGUAAUGAGACUGUUGGGAGCAUCAGGUGGAAGAUUGCAGAACAGCUUAGCUGUCCAGUGGACAACGUGCAGAUAUUCGCCAACGACAGCAUGCUGACCAUGAACAGAGACCAGAAGCUGUUGAAUCAGCUGGGUUUCUCUGAUGAGCAGAGUCUGACAGUGAAGAGUUCAGGAACUGGCACUCCAUCUGGCAGCUCUGCAGACAGCUCAGCCUCUGCCAGCUCCAGCAGCAGCGGGGUCUUCAACUCAGCAUAUGCGCUGGAGCAGGAGAAGUCUCUGCCUGGCGUCGUGAUGGCAUUAGUGUGUAACGUGUUUGAGAUGUUGUAUCAACUGGCUAACCUAGAGGAGCCUAGAAUAACUUUACGUGUGAGGAAGUUGUUGCUGCUCAUCCCAACUGAUCCGGAGGUGCAGGAUGCCCUGGAUAACUUUGUUCCGAAGGAGUCCAGUGUGUGGAGCCACCAGAAAACUCUGUUCACAUUGGGUUCUGGAUCUCAGGCCUCGAAGUCUCCAUCUCUGUCCAGCAAGCAGCAGCAUCAGCAGAGUGCAGCGUCCAUCCUGGAGUCAUUGUUCCGCUCCUCUGCCCCGGGCAUGUCCACUUUCAGAGUGCUGUAUAAUCUUGAGGUGCUGAGCUCAAAAUUGAUGCCUACCUCAGAUGAUGAGAUGGCAAAGACUAGUGUGAAGUCCUUCUGUGAGAAUUUUCUCAAAGCUGGAGGUCUUAGUCUGGUGGUUAAUGUCAUGCAGAGGGACUCCAUCCCCUCUGAAGUGGACUACGAGACCAGACAGGGAGUCUACUCCAUCUGCCUGCAACUCGCGAGAUUCUUACUAGUAGGACAAACAAUGCCAAGUAUCCUGGAUGAAGAGCUGGGUAAAGAGGGCGUGGACACGCUAUCCUCAAGGCCCUUCCGUAACGCGGGCAGGCAGAGCGGACGACAGCUCUCGCUCUGUGGGACGCCCGAGAAAUCCUCCUACAGACAGAUGUCCAUGUCUGAUAGGUCCUCCAUUAGAGUGGAGGAGAUUAUACCAGCAGCCCGUGUUGCCAUUCAGACAAUGGAGGUGGGGGACUUUACUUCUACAGUGGCCUGCUUCAUGCGCCUCACCUGGGCUGCAGCUGCUGGCCGAUUGGACCUCGUGGGCAGCAGCCAGCCAAUCAGAGAGAGCACUAAUUCUCUGCUGCCUCUGGGAGUUCGUAGCAGGGUUAGCAGCACAGGCAGUAACUGCAGCUCCAGCAGUGAAGGAGAGGCCACCACAUUGCAGGCUGGCAUCUGUGUCAAACAACAGUGUGUUUCCAUUAAAGACACAAUCAUCGCCCGAGAAGCCCUUUCACUGUUGGUCACUUGUCUGCAGCUUCGCUGUCAACAGCUUUCUUCUUUCUACAACCUGCCCUGUGUGAAUGAUUUUAUCAUCGAUAUUCUGCUGGGAUCUCCCAGUGGAGAGAUCCGGCGAGUGGCAUGUGAUCAGCUGUAUACUUUGAGUCAGAGUGAUACUUCGGCAUAUCCAGAGCUACAAAAGCCCAAUCUGUUCCUGUUAAAGGUCGUGUUGACUGCCCAGCUCCCUCUCUGGUCUCCCACCAGUGUCAUGAGGGGCAUCAAUCAAAGGUUGCUUUCACAGUGCACAGAGUAUUUUGACCUGCGAUGCCAACUCCUGGAUGAUCUGACUAACACAGAGAUGGAGCAGCUGCAGAUCAGCCCAGCAGCCAUGUUGGAGGAUGAGAUCAACUGGCUGGAUAACUUUGAGCCGACGUGGACCAGCGAGCUGGAGACCAGCGAGGCCGACAACAUCCUGCAGGCCGGUCAUCUGCGCCUCAUUAAGACUCUGCUCUCGCUCUGUGGCAACGAGAAGGAGCAGUUUGGCCCCUCCCUUAUCCAGCAGCUGUUGGAUGACUUCCUGUUUCGAGCAUCACGCAUUAUCCUAAAUAGCAACAAUCCUUCCAGCAGCACAGCUCCUCUCCAUGACUUCCACCCAAAGUGCAGUACAGUCAGCAGUCGGUUAGCAGCAUAUGAGGUGUUGGUGAUGCUGGCUGACAGCUCUGUCACCAACUUGCAGCUUAUCACUCGAGAGCUGCUCUCUAUGCACCACCAGUCUGACCCCUCUCUCUCUAAGGAGUUUGAUUACCUCCCCCCGGUGGAUGGCCGCUCCAUAUCAGGUUUUGUGGGGCUGAAGAAUGGUGGGGCAACCUGCUACAUGAACGCAGUCUUUCAGCAACUCUACAUGCAGCCUGGCUUACCUGAGGCUAUCCUAUCGAUAGAAGAUGAUACCGAGAACCCAGAGGAGAGUGUGUUCUGUCAAGUACAGUCCCUUUUUGGCCACCUGAUGGAGAGCAAGUUGCAGUACUAUGUGCCUGAGAACUUCUGGAAGAUCUUUAAGAUGUGGAACAAGGAGCUCUAUGUACGAGAGCAGCAGGAUGCCUACGAGUUCUUCACCAGCUUGGUGGACCAGUUGGAUGAGCAUUUGAAGAAAAUCGGAAGAGAGCAGAUCUUCAAAAAUACAUUCCAGGGCAUUUUCUCUGACCAGAAGAUAUGCAAAGACUGUCCACACAGGUACGAGCGUGAGGAAACCUUCAUGGCACUGAACCUAGGGGUGACAUCGUGUCAGAGUUUGGAGAUUUCUCUCGAUCAGUUUGUCAGAGGAGAGGUGCUGGAAGGCAGCAAUGCUUACUAUUGUGAAAAAUGCAAAGAGAAGAGGACUACAGUGAAGCGCACAUGUAUUAAGUCAUUGCCCAGUGUGCUGGUUAUCCAUCUCAUGCGGUUUGGCUUCGACUGGGAGAGUGGACGCUCCAUAAAAUACGACGAACAGAUAAGAUUCCCCUGGGUGCUGAACAUGGAGCCGUACACAGUGUCUGGCAUGGCUCGACAAGACUCCAGUUCAGAUCACGGAGAGAACAGCCGGACAGGAGAGGCUGGGCCUGGAGGCUCUCCACGCAAGAAAGUCACCAUUUCCGAGAACUAUGAACUGGUGGGAGUGGUGGUACACAGCGGUCAGGCACAUGCAGGACACUACUACUCUUUUAUCAAAGACCGUAGGGGAGGGUCACGAAGCAGAUGGUACAAGUUUAACGAUAACGUCGUGGAGGAGUUUGACAUGAACGAUGAAAGCCUGGAGUAUGAGUGUUUUGGUGGAGAGUACAGACCCAAAGUCUACGAUCAGUCUAACCCAUAUCCAGAUGUGCGGCGACGCUACUGGAACGCUUACAUGCUCUUCUACCAGCGCAUCAGUGAACAGAACUCGCCCGUGCUGCCCAAAAAGAGCCGUGUCAGCGUUAUGAGACAGGAAGCCGAGGACCUGUCUCUGUCUGCACCUUCCUCUCCAGACAUUUCCCCCCAGUCAUCUCCACGACCCCCCAGAGCCAAUAAUGACCGGCUCACUCUGCUCACCCGGCUGGUCAGGAAAGGAGAGAAAAAGGGCCUGUUUGUGGAGAAGAUGCCUGCCAGGAUCUUUCAGAUGGUGAGGGAUGAAAACCUAAAGUUCAUGAAGAACAGAGAUGUGUACAAUAGUGAUUACUUUAACUUCACCCUGUCGCUGGCCUCCGUCAACUCGACGAAGCUGAAGCAUCAAUCCUAUCAGGCCAUGGCAAAGACCAGCCUGCAGCUGGCUGUGCAGUUCCUGUUCCACACUUACUUACGUACCAAGAAGAAGCUUCGGGUUGAUACAGAGGAGUGGAUAGCUACAGUGGAGAUGCUGCUGUCUAAGAGCAGUGAGGCAUGUCGGUGGAUGGUGCAGUAUCUGGUGGCCGCUGAGGGACGGGAGAUCAUCAAGAACUGCUUGCUGGAGUGUAAUGUACGUGAGGUGCGUGUAGUGGUGGCCUCCAUCCUCGAGAAAACUCUAGAGAGUGCACUCUGUUUCCAGGAUGCUGGGCUGGACUGCCUUUUAGACAUGCUGCUGUCUUUGCUUGACAAGGACGUGCCAGAGAACUGCAAAAACUGCUCCCAGUACUUCAGCCUGUUUAGUAACUUUGCCCAGAGGGGAUUCAGGUCUUGCCAACUACUGUUAAAGCAUGCUGCUUAUCGAAGGAUGCUCAUCUUCCUGCUAGGUCCUAAUAGACAGAACAAUCAGAACCGCCGAUGGAGUUCAGCUCAGGCACGAGAGUUCCUUCACUUGCAUAACACACUUGCCCUGGUGGUGCUACACACAGACCUCACAUCUCAGAGAACCGAAACCCCUGGAAUGUUCAAGCAUAGCUCCUCUGCCCUGGUGUCUUCAACCACACUCUUGCCACUGCACCCAGAUGUCAACACACUGCUGUUCAAACCUGAGGGACAGCCUUACCUUAUGGAGGUAAUGUUUGCCAUGCGUGAGCUCUCUGGACCACUAUCCUUCCUCAUAGAGAUGGUGACAUACUGCUGCUUUUGUAACGAGCCUUUCUCUCUGGGAGUGCUACAUCUGCUUAAGAAUCAGCUCGAGACAGCUCCUCCUCAUGAGCUGAAGAAUGUCUUCCAAAUGCUUCUGGAGAUUCUGAUGGUAGAAGACCCUUUGCAGUCCCAGAGACUCAAAUAUGCAUUCGAAUCUGAGAAAGGGCUCCUGGCUUUGAUGCAUCAGAGCAACAAUGUGGACAGCAGCCGCUGCUACCAGUGUGUCAAGUUCCUGGUCACUUUAGCUCAGAAGUGUGCUCCUGCUAAAGACUACUUCAAGGAGCUGUCUGGACACUGGAGCUGGGCAGUGCAGUGGCUGCAGAAAAAGAUGUCAGAGCACUACUGGACACCUCAGAGCAACGUGUCUAAUGAGACGUCCACGGCUAAGACCUUCCAGCGGACCAUCUCAGCACAGGAUACACUGGCCUAUGCCACAGCUCUGUUGAAUGAGAAGGAACAGUCUGGCAGCAGUAAUGGCUCUGAUGGCAGCCCAGCUAAUGAGAACUCGGACCGCAGUCUAAGACAGGGCUCAGAGUCUCCUAUGAUGUUGGGUGACUCUAAGAGUGAUUUAGAAGAUGUUGACCCCUAACUCUCUACAUCAUCAGCAAUAGGGGUACUUUUUGUACACAAGCAAAAAAAAAAAAAAAACAAGAUUCCCUCCAAUGGAGAGAUAUUGUAGCUCGAUGCAGCCAAUCGAAAGACUGCAUUUGACCUCCUGGAGGGCCCAGGAAACGGAUAAUCAGGAAAACAAGAGGCACAAACCCAGCCAUCGAGAGUUCUCACUGCAACUCGAGAAGUGAACGAAACGGGGAAAGCAGCUGGUCAAGGCAGGCAAAGGCUGAGGUUGUUAAGAGCGGAGCGCAACUCUCACUCUCACUGGAUAUCGUGUUUACUGAAGAUCCCAUCAUGAAGCCCGAGUUCAGUUUGAACAUGGAGGAGGUUUUUUGUUUUGUGUCACUUUUCACACACAUGCAGGAUUUAGUGGUGCUGAGGAAGGGUGUUUUAAACGUAAAAAAAAAAAAGCAUAAAAAGGAAAGAAAAAGAACACUGUUUGUGGAUAUUUGCCAAUAUAAUAAGAGCAUUCAUGAAAAAAAUCAAAGCUGUGUUCCAUAGGUGUAAUUUCAUAUGUAAAAUAAUAUUUUUAAGAAUUCUAUACUUUUUUUGUUUGUUUUGUUUGAGAGGUGCCUCGUAAUCAACUCUAAGAGGAUCUUGCUACUCUUAGCUACUUAAAUGACAGUUGUUCUCUCUCUCUCUCUCUCUCUCUCUUUCUUUCUGUCUCUCUAUCUCUCUCUCUCGCUCGCUGGUAUUUUUUUUAAUGCACUUUAUAUAUGACUUCAGUUUGUCAGGUCUGUGAAGGUGACAUUUGACAGGCGAUCGAGUGGCCACGUUCUUUGCUGCUUUGCUUUCCUUUGCUUUCUUGCGUGUUUUUUUUUUUUUUCUUUCUUUUUUUUUCUUUUCUUUUCGUUCUGGCACUACCGGGAAGUGGAGGAGAUGGAAAUCAAUUUGCAUCGUGUUCCACAGAAUUCACAACAACUCUGGUAACCGAUACGAUACGUUUGGAAAUGAAUGAAAUAUAUGUAUACGUUUCCAGACAUUUCCCAAACUUGUGGAGAUCAGCUGUCUGCAUAUAGCUUCCCCCCCCCCCCCACGUUUUCACACACACACACACACACAGUCCGCCUAAACAAGAUAACAGUGUACCUUGGGACAUCAUGUGUGGGAGAAAAAAAAGUCUGGGAAUCUUCCUUAUUUUGGUUUUGCUUUCUGAAAGAGUGCCAGAACGAAUCAAACGUCAGCUUAUUGUGGAGGAGAGAUUUCACCAAUCGUACACUAUAUGCUGGGUUUUUAUUCCCCUCUUUGGUCAUGUAUUUGUCUCAGGCUUGCUCGUGUUUAUGUGACUGCCAGUAUAAGUGACACACACACACAUUCUCUAUCUCUCUCUAUCUUCCCGGACCGCUUUAGGCUCUUUUGUGUGUGUAGACGCACAAACCGUGUCUACUAUGCACCGUUGCUGCAUCUGACUCACCAAAUCACAUAGACACGCACAUCACCAAACACCCAAUGCCUACUGAGAGACGGGUGAGCUAGUCCGAUCACACAGCCAACCUCACGUUGUUGCUUUGAGCUUUAACUUGGAUGCUUGUUCAGGGGUUUUCUUUGCCAAGAGCUAUUUUAUAGUUAUUUGCCUGUAUUUGUUUGUCUGUCUGCCUUAUACCAUGUGCAUGUGUGGCACAUACACACACCACCACCACCAAUGGCACUGUUGCCAAAAGAAAGAAAAGGAGUUGAGUGCCAAGGAUUAUUUGGUGCUUGUCAUGAUCCCUGGCCUUUGGUUAUGCUGACUGAUUCCCUCUUUCUCUCUCUCUCUCUCUCUCUCUGUUUCUCUCUUUCUCUCUUUCUCUCCCUUUCUCUCUUUCUCUCUCUCUCUCUCUCUCUCUCUCACCCUCUCCUUAUAAUGCCCCAACCCAGAGCCAGGAUCUCAGCAAAGUGUCAGGGACGGUUGCUGCUUAUUUUGUAUUUAGUCUAGUACACUUUAUUGACAUUCAUACAAUGUUUACAGAACAAUCUCAGCACUGCGUUACAUAAAGGCAUUUGUUUUCUGAGCGGAACGAAAAGGGAUGCUGUGUGACUCUAUCAUGUUAAUAGCUGUGCUGUUGUAGAGCCUAAACUGAAGUGAUGACAAUGGAGCGCAAAAAAAAAAAAAAAAAAACAA